AUGAGUUCUAAGAAGGUUGAAGCGUGCUAUCAAUACUUCAAAAAGGUAAAAAUUGGGGUGGCUAAAGUAGUCAUUCUAAACGACAUGAAACACGCCAAGACGUUCUACUCUUCAAAAGAUGCCGUGGUCCGCCCUUUGAAUGCGGUUCUUGAGCAAGUAAGACCCAAUGCCAAAAGCCUUACUAAUUUUAAUGGAAAAGCGUGGACACAGAACAGGACCUUCAUCUUGCAUGCAUUUAGAGACCUUGGAAUUGGGAAGCCUUCAAUGGAAGAUCAUAUCAUGGAAGAGUUGCAGGAGCUGGUCAGCCGAAUAUCUAACACAACGGGGAGCCUGAUCAACGUCAUCGAUUACAUCAAAGCAAGCGUGUUCAACAACAUCGCUGCUGUUAUGUUUGGAUCCAGAUUCAAGAUAGGGGACGCCAAGCACGACUACUUAGUGAAGCUUGUUAGAAACAUCCAGGAUGGUUUUGAAACCGGCUUGUUGGUAGAUAAGAAACCAAAGUGGCUCAGUAGAGUCGCGAUCCGUCUUCAAACGAAAGUACAAAUCAAUGAAAAAUCUCGGCUCAUGAUACAAGAUUUUGUCAAAGAAAAAAUCACGGAACACAAAAACACACUGAAUCCAGACUUCAAUCGAGACUUCAUCGAUGGCUACAUAAAGAAGAUAAAGGAAAGUGAUUCUGAGUCAGCUUCUCAUUUCAACGAAAAUAAUCUCCUGGGAAGCACCGCGGAAUUUCUUCUGACCGGAACGGGCCCCCCUUCGAGUCAGAUUUUCUGGUUUCUUCACAUUUGUGCCCAGAAUCCCAACUCGGUACAGAACAAAAUCCAGAAGGAAAUUGAUGAUAUCGUCGGACCUCACAGGCAGCCUACAUGGAAGGACCGUAAGAGCAUGCCCUUCACCAUGGCCAGCUUGAAAGAGGGACUGCGAUGGAAGACAAUAGGAAUCAUCAGUGGCUCCAGGGGAAUACUAAAAGACACCUUUAUCGGCGAAUACUUCAUUCCUAAGGGCACCAUUGUUUUCUUAAAUUUGAGGGCGGUGCACAAAAAUCCGGCUUACUGGAACAAUCCCGACGAAUUUGACCCAACAAGAUUCAUGACGAGUGACGGCAAAUUGCUCGAAAAGAACGAGGACUGCUUCGUACCAUUCGGAGUCGGCAGAAGAAAUUGUCCAGGCCAGGUUCUAGGCAACGCCCAGCUGUUCUUGUACACCACAACACUGCUGCAGAAGUUCAACGUUUUUCCCGAAUACCAGGACCAGCUAGACAUCAUAGGUUCCGUAGACCUAGCAGAGAUUGAUCCCCGUGUUCAAAGAUUGCGCUUUGUCCCGCGAUAA
Ixodes scapularis (black-legged tick) is the source of this 1329-nucleotide messenger RNA. RefSeq names its product cytochrome P450 2J2-like. The coding region runs from base 1 to 1329 and encodes 442 amino acids. The transcript is spliced from 9 exons. Gene Ontology annotation, molecular function: monooxygenase activity; iron ion binding; heme binding. The record is from RefSeq and is a predicted model, not a curated record. Lineage: Eukaryota; Metazoa; Arthropoda; Arachnida; Ixodida; Ixodidae.